AUGCAUGGGGAAGCCAACAUUCCUGAUAGUGGCUAUACUCUAAUAGCAUUAGUAGGAAUCAAGGAUCCUGUACGCCCUGGAGUUAAGGAAGCUGUUCAAAUUUGUAAAGCUGCUGGAAUAACUAUCCGCAUGGUUACUGGUGAUAACAUACAUACAGCAGAAGCUAUAGCCAAAGAUUGCGGUAUACUUACUGAGGGUGGUGUUGCCAUAGAAGGUCCAACGUUUCGUGACCUUUCUUCCGAGGAAAUGAUGGAUACCAUACCUAGGAUCCAGGUGAUGGCACGAUCCUUACCGCUUGACAAGUAUAACUUGGUAAACAAUUUGAAGAGUAUGUUUGGUGAUGUUGUUGCUGUUACUGGUGAUGGAUCUAAUGAUGCUCCAGCACUUCGUGAGGCAGACAUUGGACUUGCAAUGGGCAUAGCAGGAACUGAGGUUGCAAAAGAAAAUGCUGAUGUCAUUAUCCUGGAUGAUAACUUCACGACUAUUCUGAAUGUUGUCAAAUGGGGACGUUCAGUAUACAUAAACAUCCAAAAAUUUGUGCAGUUUCAAUUGACAGUUAAUGUUGUUGCUCUGGUUAUCAAUUUCUUUUCUGCAUGUAUCACAGGAUCUGCUCCACUCACAGCUGUUCAGUUGCUUUGGGUGAACUUGAUCAUGGACACUCUUGGUGCAUUAGCCCUAGCUACUGAACCUCCUAACGAUGGUCUUUUGGAAAGACUUCCUGUUGCAAGGGGAGCAAACUUCAUCACCAAACCUAUGUGGAGGAAUAUCAUUGGACAAANGAAAAUGAACCACUCAGAUUUUGAUACGUGUGCGCAUGAAAAAAUUCGAAUUGCUCUCUAUGUCCAAAAGGCAGCUUUACAAUUUAUCGAUGCUGGUAAUCGAGUUGAAUACAAGCUACCGAGUGAAGUGAGAGAGGCUGGUUUUUGUAUUCAUCCGGAGGAGAUUGCUUCUAUUGUUCGUGGCCACGAUAACAAGAUCUUAAAUAAUAUUGGUGGAGUUGAAGCCAUCGCAAGGAAACUGUCAGUUUCAGUGGAUGGAGGUGUCAGCGAAGAGAGUAUAAAUAGCCGACAACAGAUUUAUGGAUUCAAUCGUUUUACAGAAAAACCUUCUAGAUCGUUCCUGAUGUUUGUGUGGGAUGCACUGCAGGACUUAACAUUGAUCAUUCUCAUUGUUUGUGCUGUAGUUUCUUUAGGUGUAGGGAUAGCCACUGAAGGGUGGCCAAGGGGAACGUAUGAUGGUGUGGGCAUCAUACUCAGUAUAUUCUUAGUAGUCACAGUUACAGCUGUCAGUGAUUACAAGCAAUACCUGCAGUUCAGGGAUUUGGACAAAGAGAAGAAAAAGAUAUUUGUUCAGGUCACUAGGGAUGGGAAAAGGCAGAAGAUCUCAAUUUAUGAUAUAGUAGUUGGUGAUGUUGUUCAUUUGUCAACUGGAGAUCAAGUUCCAGCAGAUGGACUUUUUAUAUCAGGAUACUUUUUGCUUAUUGAUGAAUCGAGUUUGUCAGGUGAGAGCGAACCAGUAAAUGUAAAUGAAGAAAAACCGUUUCUUCUUUCAGGAACCAAAGUGCAGGAUGGUCAGGGGAAGAUGUUAGUUACAACUGUUGGCAUGAGGACUGAAUGGGGAAAAUUGAUGGAAACUAUUAACGAGGGAGGAGAGGAUGAGACCCCGUUGCAGGUUAAGUUAAACGGAGUUGCUACUAUCAUUGGUAAAAUUGGUUUGACAUUUGCCAUUCUGACAUUUGUGGUAUUGAUCAUAAGGUUUCUGGUUGAAAAAGCACAAAAUGGUGAGUUUGCCAACUGGUCUACGGCUGAUGCACUGAAGUUACUAGACUUCUUUGCUAUUGCUGUAACCAUAAUAGUUGUUGCGGUUCCUGAAGGAUUGCCACUGGCUGUGACACUCAGUCUUGCUUUUGCAAUGAAAAAAUUAAUGAAUGACAAGGCACUUGUAAGACAUCUUUCUGCUUGUGAGACUAUGGGUUCAGCUAGUUGCAUUUGCACAGAUAAGACAGGGACACUGACCACUAACCGAAUGGUGGUUACUAAGACAUGGAUAUGUGCAAAAGCAAUGCAAAUAACCGGUAACGAGAGUGCAGACGAACUGAAAACAUCUACACCUGAAGGAGUUCAAAACAUCCUUUUACAGGCUAUAUUUCAAAAUACUUCUGCUGAAGUAGUUAAGGAUAAAGAUGGAAAGAACACAAUAUUGGGGACCCCAACAGAAUCGGCAUUAUUGGAAUUUGGCUGCCUUUUAGGUGCUGAUUUUGAUGCCUAUGCGCAGCGUAAAAUGUACAAGAUACUCAAAGUUGAGCCAUUCAAUUCAGUCCGAAAGAAAAUGUCUGUGCUUGUGGGUCUUCCUGAUGGAGGGGUCCGAGCAUUCUGCAAAGGUGCAUCAGAAAUAAUAUUAAAGAUGUGUAACAAAAUUAUUGAUUGCAAUGGGGAAGUAGUUGAUCUUCCCGAAGAGCAUGCAAAUAAUGUCUUUCGUAUUAUAAAUGAUUUUGCUUCUGAAGCUUUGAGAACUCUUUGUUUGGCCUUCAAAGAUAUAAACGAAAUGCAUGGGGAAGCCAACAUUCCUGAUAGUGGCUAUACUCUAAUAGCAUUAGUAGGAAUCAAGGAUCCUGUACGCCCUGGAGUUAAGGAAGCUGUUCAAAUUUGUAAAGCUGCUGGAAUAACUAUCCGCAUGGUUACUGGUGAUAACAUACAUACAGCAGAAGCUAUAGCCAAAGAGUGCGGUAUACUUACUGAGGGUGGUGUCGCCAUAGAAGGUCCAACGUUUCGUGACCUUUCUUCCGAGGAAAUGAUGGAUACCAUACCUAGGAUCCAGGUGAUGGCACGAUCCUUACCGCUAGACAAGUAUAACUUGGUAAACAAUUUGAAGAGUAUGUUUGGUGAUGUUGUUGCUGUUACUGGUGAUGGAACUAAUGAUGCUCCAGCACUUCGUGAGGCAGACAUUGGACUUGCAAUGGGCAUAGCAGGAACUGAGGUUGCAAAAGAAAAUGCUGAUGUCAUUAUCCUGGAUGAUAACUUCACGACUAUUCUGAAUGUUGUCAAAUGGGGACGUUCAGUAUACAUAAACAUCCAAAAAUUUGUGCAGUUUCAAUUGACAGUUAAUGUUGUUGCUCUGGUUAUCAAUUUCUUUUCUGCAUGUAUCACAGGAUCUGCUCCACUCACAGCUGUUCAGUUGCUUUGGGUGAACUUGAUCAUGGACACUCUUGGUGCAUUAGCCCUAGCUACUGAACCUCCUAACGAUGGUCUUUUGGAAAGACGUCCUGUUGCAAGGGGAGCAAACUUCAUCACCAAACCUAUGUGGAGGAAUAUCAUUGGACAAAGCAUAUACCAAUUAAUUAUCCUUGCGAUUCUAAAUUUUGACGGGGAGAGGCUCCUCGGAAUUAGUGGUUCGGAUGCAACAGAAGUUCUCAACACUCUGAUAUUCAACACCUUUGUAUUUUGCCAGGUGUUCAAUGAGAUAAACAGCAGAGAUAUUGAAAAGAUAAACGUAUUCAGAGGCAUGUUCGACAGCUGGAUAUUUUUGUCGAUAAUUUUGGCCACUGUGGCAUUUCAAGUGGUGAUAGUUGAAUUCCUUGGAACGUUUGCCAGCACCGUGCCUCUAAACUGGCAAUUCUGGGUACUGAGCGUGUUAAUCGGAGCAGUUAGCAUUCCUAUAGCUGCUAUCCUCAAGUGCAUCCCAGUUGAAAGAGAUAACAGUAAGCAGCACCAUGAUGGUUAUGAGGCAUUGCCAUCUGGUCCCCAGCAGGCAUAAAGUAUAGGAAAAGUAUGAGCAGAGUUUUGACCGUUUGGUUUGUGAUACAAAUAUAUUUGUUGAACUAUAGUGCUUACUGGUGCAUUUUUGUAGUGUAAAAUAUACUUUGUUAAAUGUUUACAAAAAGCGUGGGAUGGGAGGAUUUGAGUUUAACAAGGGUGCCCCACUUGAUGAUGAAGUUGAUGAUGAAGUUGAAGAGGUUAGAAGUGAGGAACUAUAAAUCUAUUAAUACGUGUUAUGAUAUCAGAAUUUGUAGAAUAUUCUAUAUUUUUGGAUAUUUAAAAACUUUUUGUUAUAUUGAUGUAAUUGUCUAAUAUACUUUUUGUAAUGAUAAACCCAUUAUUAAUGAAAAAAAUAUGUUGGUUA
Vigna umbellata (rice bean) is the source of this 4119-nucleotide messenger RNA. The record is from RefSeq and is a predicted model, not a curated record. NCBI's taxonomy places the organism in Eukaryota, Viridiplantae, Streptophyta, Magnoliopsida, Fabales, Fabaceae.